AGUCAAGAGUUAGCUCAUUUUUGUGUGUAGCACUUUUUUUUUCAGCACCUGUGACCGACUGACGUUUGUUUACAUGGGCCAUGUGCAAGCCUAAGUGAUUCCUUGCUAUGGGCAGUUUCUCUAUUAGAGUUGAUCAGCUGCUUAUGCAUCUGUUAAUAUUGUAAAGUUAUCUAGCAUGGCUCUGUGGGUGUGUUGGGCUCUGCCACCUCCGUAGUGUGUGAGCACAGUUGUCAACUGGAUUACAUUUUUUGCUAGUGCUUCACUUCUAGUCCUGGGCCAUACGAAGUUGUUUCAUGCCAUUAGAAGUUGAAAAAAGGCUUGCUCUCCCAAUCUUUAUCCAUAUGAAACACUGUGCAUGUUGAUUAACAGUGUAAUUAUAUGGCCUCUUGUCACUUUCUCUGUGUGAAUCCCUGAAUGGUAAUGAGGUGCUUUGAAAAUGGCUCAGGAAAGCUCUCUUGAAACUUGGCCCUCUUGUUAUGGCUUCUUUGGCUAUGAUUUAUUCCUGACUUUGUUUGUUUCCGUGGUACCAGAAAGGUGUACAUACACCUAGCACACUUGCAUAAACUUCUCACUAAAUCAAAAUUUCCAAAAAUAUGCACAAAAGAACUUGACAGAUGAAGUGGCAGUAAUCGCUGUCUGUCCAAUGGUUUGUUUAUUUUUCAAGAAAGCAGAAGGCAAACCGUGUAUCCACAGCUUCGUUGUUUUUUAAUAAGUAGCUUCUUCCUUUGGUCUGCUUACACACACUUCUUUCUCCUUGCACUUCUCUAUCAGGUGUGGUGGCAUUUAGGAAAAGAUGGGCUUACCUGGCCAAAUGGGCUAGCAAAACAGCUUUUUCAGACUCGAAAGGCAGCAGGAUUGAAUGCUGUUCUCAUUAUUGGAGACUUCCUGGAAGAAAUAUAUAAGGCUAAAAAUGGUAGAACCAUGAGCUGCUCACCUCCCUGGAGGGGAUAAAAGCUGUCACUUAUUCACCUUUCGUUUCACUAUAGUACAUGCAAUGUUGUCUGACCUGUCUGUAGAAAAAGGGUGAUUAACCCCAGGGUUUCCAAUGAAAAGGGGGCACUCAAACUUGACUGGGGUCAUAAAAAGCCUAGUACAGAUAGCUUGUGUGCUCACAUGGCAGCACUGUUUCACUUCUUGUCAUUUUGCUUCAGCUUGCUUUGUUACAUAAGCCCAUCCACCUGUUUCAAAAUGCCACCUGAAGUAUGAAAAUUGAGACCUGACUGUAAAAAAAAAAUGCUUUCUUGAUCUUGUGCAUUUAUGACAAUUCUGUAGCAUGCUAAAACAAUGUCUAGACUAGAGCAAGAAAAGUGUUGAACAUUUUUAUUGGCAAUACUAUGUACAGGCAUUUCACUUGUCCAUAGCUUCUAUAGGAUGUCCCCUUGAAUUCAGUCAGUUACUGAUACUUAUGACACUUGGGGCCAUUUCAUACACUACCCUUUGUAGGUAAGAUACCCUUUGUACUUGAGUACUUAAUUCCAUAGUAUAAAUACAUGCAAAUAUCAUCACAUAUAAGCAGUGCACACAUGUAUAAAUGUCAGAUCUUGCCAGCAAAAUACACAGGAGUUGGAGUCUGAUUCUUAAUGUAGAUGCACUUGGACACCAUUUUAUAGAUUUUAUAGAUUCACAGAAUCAUAAAAUUGUAGAGCGGGAAGGGACCCUGAGGGCAUCUAGUCCAACCCCCUGCAAUGCAGGAAUCUCAGCUAGAUCAUAUAUAACAGAUGGCCAUCCAACUUCUGCUUAAAAACCUCUAAGAAAGGAGAGCCUACCACCUCUCAUGGGAGACUGUUCCACAGCUAUUCCUGUCAUACAUUUCAUUUAUGUAGGCUCUGGGAUCUGCUCCAAACUGGCCUAACGGAUAAAAUGGAGGGAAAAGGAUGAUAAAAGGCAUAUCAAAGGAUAUACGUAUAUUUCAUAUUGGCAUGGUGCAAGGUGAUGUACCAUUUGGCAGCUGUGAUACACAGAAGAUUGCAGCUGCGAAUGUGAGCAAUUUUAAUGUCUGAGACUGGCACUUUUAAGACUCAGAGAGCUUGUAACCUAGUGAUAUUUGCUGUACCAUUUGUGGUAGAAGCUUUACAAAUGCUUUACAUCUAUCUAGCUUAACUACUUUUAUUUUAGCCUUCUAAUGUGUAGGCGGAGGUUAUAACCAAAUAGUACUCAACUAGUCAGUUAUGCUAGUUCACCCAGUAAUACCUGUUUGACUGGUCUAGCAUCUGCUUAUCAUUGCUAGUUGACAUCUCAAGUUCGCUAACGCAUUGAAUUCUGAAACCUACAAAAUGUUGAUUUGUGUGUGUGUGUGUGUGUGUGUGUGUGUGUGUGUGUGUGUGUGAGAGAGAGAGAGAGAGAGAGAGAGAGAGAGAGAGAGAGAGAGAGAGAGAGAGAGAGAGAUCUUGCAGCAUUGAAGAGGGUAAUUCAGACGUCUUAAAUAGAAUGUUGUGGAUUCUAGGUUGGAGGAGGCUGUCUUAAGAUUUCAAAUAGAUUGAACAGGGGUUGAUAUGUUGCAACAAAGUAUCUAUUUCCACCUCUCUGACGAUGAACGGCAUGGACACCUUGGGCAUGUGCCUUCUUCGGAGUUAAAACGUCAUUAUGGGUGUUGAGAGGGCGUCGUCGUUAAGCGGCAGUUGUUUCUGAGGGCAUAGCGAGGUAGGGGGAUACUGGAAAACGGGGUCGUAGCUGCAGCGCGCUGGGCGGGUGAAAAGCUUUCUGUCCUGUUCUCUAUAAAGUCUGCCCCAGCCAGCCCUCCCCUCGGGUGCUGGCCCCGGAUUCUCCAAUUGCAGUAGUAGUGGGGGCGGGGGGGAGAGGCUGCCUCGGCUGCCGUCUCGACCAAUCAGCAAGCAGCCAGCGGCUUGGCCCGGCCCCCUCCCAACUCUGCAGCAGAACGGCUUUGCCGUCCUGUUUCUCGCUUGGUUUUCUCGGUCUCCUUUCUCUUCUGCCAUCUUCCGUUGCAAAGCAUUGCUGGGAACUGCAUGUGGGUGACGCAGCAGCAUUGUUUGCGGGCGCAGGAAGCUUCCGCUGAAGGGUUCUGGAAGGAACAUGCUGCUGGCGCCGGGCAGCCGCUGGUGCUGGCGGAGUUGGGAUCGCGCUUCCUGAGCCGCUCGUGUGAAGGAGGAGGAUUGUGCUGGAGUUAAAAUUACAUAGUGGGGGGAGGAUCGAAACCGAAGCCCUGCAACUUGGCAGAAUAGAAAACAAAGGGACUCGGAAACUUCCUCCGAGCCUCUCGGCACCUUCCGUGGAACGAAGCACGCAAGCUGCUGCUGGAGGAGUACGCAAACAGCGAUCCUAAACUGGCACUUACUGGAAUUCCUAUUGUCCAGUGGCCAAAGAGGGAUAAGCUCAAGCUUCAGGCUCGGCCAAAGUUAAGAUUACCUACCAUCCCUAUCACCAAGCCACACACCAUGAAACCCGCGCCACGGCCAGCAACUGUGAGACCUACAGUCUCUCCUAUAGUGUCUGGUGCCCGCAGAAGGCGGGUACGAUGUCGUAAAUGCAAGGCCUGCUUGCAAGGUGAAUGUGGCAUGUGCCACUACUGCAGGGAUAUGAAGAAGUUUGGGGGGCCUGGUCGUAUGAAGCAGUCCUGUGUACUACGGCAGUGCUUGGCGCCCAGACUGCCUCACUCUGUUACAUGUGUACUUUGUGGGGAGGUAGAUAAGAAUGAGGAUUCGCAGGACUUUGAGAAGAAGCUAAUGGAGUGCUGCAUCUGCAAUGAGAUUGUUCACCCAGGUUGUCUACAGAUGGAUGGGGAAGGGCUACUGAAUGAUGAAUUGCCCAACUGCUGGGAGUGUCCGAAGUGCUACAAGGGAGAUGAGUCGGAGAAAGGCCAGAAGCGGAAAAUGGAUGAUGGCGAUGAUGACACAGUCCAAGCCAAAGUUCUGCGUCCUUUGCGAAGCUGUGAGGAACCUUUGACUCCACCACCACCACAUUCGCCUACCCCAAUGCUGCAGCUAAUACAUGACCCUGUGUCACCACGAAGCAUAGUGACACGGUCCUCUCCGGGGGCCGGUCCUAGUGACCAUCACGGGCCUAGCCGGGAUGAACGCUUUAAGAGACGCCAGCUACUUCGGCUGCAAGGCACAGAGCGCACAGUGGUGCGGGAAAAAGAAAACAACCCUAGUGGCAAGAAAGAGCUUUCAGAAGUAGAAAAGGCCAAGCUCCAUGGAUCCUUUCUUACAGUCACAUUACAAAGACCUACCAAAGACAUGCAUGGCACUUCCAUUGUGCCCAAGCUGCAGGCAAUCACUGCCUCCUCCACUAAUCUGCGGCACUCUCCUCGUGUGGUCAUGCGCCAAAGUUCAGCCAGAGCACCUCAGCGGGGUGGAGAUGAAGAAGGAGCUGAGGAUGAAGAGGAGGAGGAAAGUGCAGAGGAGGAAGAGGACAGUGCAGAGGAGAGUGGGACAGCCAGACUGAAUGGUCAAGGAGGCAGGGCUCCAGAUAGUGAGGAAAUCUGGAUGCAAAAAGAGGUGUGGAUGUCUGUCUUCCGUUAUCUCACUCGCAGGGAGCUUUGUGAAUGUAUGCGUGUAUGCAAAACCUGGUACAAAUGGUGUGGUGACAGGAGAUUGUGGACGAAGAUUGACUUAAGCAGGUACAAGUCCAUCACACCCCUGGCACUGGGUGGCAUAAUCAGGAGGCAGCCAGUUAGCCUUGACCUCAGCUGGACCAAUAUUUCCAGAAAACAGCUCACCUGGCUCAUCAACAGACUACCAGGCCUCAAAGACCUCAUCUUGGCAGGCUGCUCCUGGUCAGCAGUGUCUGCUCUCAGUACCUCCACCUGCCCCCUUCUCAGGACACUUGAUCUUCGGUGGGCAGUAGGAAUCAAGGACCCUCAGAUUCGGGACUUGCUCACACCUCCAUCAGAUAAACCCAGCCAAGACAAUCGCAGCAAACUCCGUAACAUGAUAGACUUCCGGUUGGCUGGGCUGGACAUAACUGAUGCCACACUCCGGCUCAUCAUUCGCCACAUGCCUCUGCUCUCACGACUUGAUCUUAGUCACUGUAAUCACCUUACGGACCAGUCAGCCAACCUAUUAACAGCUGUGGGGUCUUCCACGCGAAACUCGCUCACUGAAAUCAACAUGGCAGGCUGCAAUAAGCUCACAGACCAGUCCCUGCUGUACCUGCGGCGCAUCUCUAACGUAACCCUGAUAGACCUGCGUGGUUGCAAGCAGAUCACCCGCAAGGCCUGUGAGCACUUCAUCUCAGACCUGUCAAUCAACAGCCUCUAUUGCCUGUCUGAUGAAAAGCUGAUCCAGAAAAUCAGCUAGAGAUUCGCCACACACAGACUGAAGAGAAGGAAAGAUCCCAGACAAACCCCUCUUGGAGAGCAGACCCUUUCCUCCCCUCCCCCGUUUCCCCCACAUCCACAGGCAGGGAAGAUACCUGUCUGACUGUGACUGCAAUGUCCCUCCUCUCCUUGGGACUUCUGCAGACCAGAAAAUCUCACCAGGCAUUUGAGGAAGUGGCGAGAUUGCUGGAUGGGUGCUCUUGUGGGGUGCUUGCUCAUCAGCUACAUGCUCUAACUUGAUGUUUUGUAGCAGCAUUUUCAAGGGGGAACGUGCCCCUUUCCUUUCUUCUCAACCCUUCCCCCUCUACCAUUAUAUCCCACAAAAAACAACUAUACUUACCCAUCAGAUUCUGGGGGGAGGAUCAGACCUGGAUGGUGUAGAACAGGUGCAUUUUUUUGCUCCCUGUUUCCCUGCUGUCUUGGUAUGCAAUUUCUUAAUAUGUCAUUGGGCUUGGGAGUCACUUCUCCUGCCUGCCACACUCUGCUAAGCUUCCUUUCCUUGCCCUUCAGCAGCUGAAUGGGCAGCAACUGCUCUGGGCUGAUUACGCAGAGCAGUAGUGUAAUGUCUACAGCAGCAGUGCCUCUUGUCUGGUAAGGGACUCUCCAUGUGCCCCCAGGUCAACCUGCAGGCACCUUCCAACAUGAGACUAGAGCGGGGGUGACUAAGUGUUCAUACGGAGGGAACCAUGUUCUUGCCGUCAACUUUUCCAAGAAGGAGAGUUAAGCGAGCACGUUCAUCCUCUGAAAAGAUGGCGGUAUUUGUAGAGGGAAAGCUGCAACAGAGCUUGGAGGCUUGGGAGGCACCUAGUGGGAUUUCUUACACCAGCGGAAGUGGUCUCUGUCCCAUAGUCUGUGGAAACGAGCAUUCUUGGGAGAUGCUGGCCGAUGAAGAAAUGCC
Messenger RNA from Zootoca vivipara (common lizard), 6173 nucleotides. The record is from RefSeq and is a predicted model, not a curated record. Lineage: Eukaryota; Metazoa; Chordata; Lepidosauria; Squamata; Lacertidae.